AUGUACCAGUGGGUGAAAGAUAAGAUAUUUCCAGACCCUCAAAGGGCACCGAAAAGCGAAUAUGAACAGACUGCCGACGAGAGGCCCUCCAAGAGCGAGAUAAAAGCCCGCAAGCGAUUCUCGAGGGAGCACGGUAGACGGGUACGUGCGCGAGAGAAGGAAUUGGAGAAGGCGUGGCAAGGCCCACGGAAGUUUAUUGUGCGAGGGGACUGUGGAGCGGUGCCUGGGGGUGCUGCAUGUUGA
This is a messenger RNA of Penicillium verhagenii, 243 nucleotides long. RefSeq lists its product as uncharacterized. The transcript has a single exon. The record is from RefSeq and is a predicted model, not a curated record. Bases 1 to 243 code for a protein of 80 amino acids. NCBI's taxonomy places the organism in Eukaryota, Fungi, Ascomycota, Eurotiomycetes, Eurotiales, Aspergillaceae.